CGAUAAUUAUUUUUCUAUUGAAGAGCAGGUUCGUAUUUUGAACUUAUAUACGCAAAGUUAGAAACUUUUGGCCUUUCAGGUUCAAUAACUAUCAGAUUAAAUCUAAAUGCAUAAAGAAUAAAUUAACAAAUAUUCCUAAUUGGUUGGGGACUUUCUGCAAUAAUUAUAAAACAUAAUGCCUCUUAACAAUGAAAAGUUAAAAAAGAAAUCAAUUAAACAUUAAUGGAUUAAAUUAUAUAUUAACAAAUUUAAAAUGCAAUGUUGGAUUCAUGAAGAUUAUUGCACAUACUUAACUUAUAAUAAAAUUUCUAUUACAAAUUCAAAUAUAAAUAAGCUAAUUUUAGAGGAUGAGUGUAGCAAUUUUGAAGAAAAGACUACAGAUUACAUUAUUUUAAUAAAUGAGUUAUUUGCAAAAAAAAUGUUAGAUGACCAUCAAAAUAUUCAAUAAAAAAUACAAAUGGAUAUAGAUAAUCUUCAACUCUUUGAAAUAAUAGAGAGAAUAAGUGAUUCAAAAGAAAUUUUAACAUAGGAAGAGAUCGAAUAAAUUUAUCUUAAUUUUAAUAAAUACAAGUUAGAUAUAAUAGAAAAAUAGUAUUAAAAUGUCUAAGCUUUUAUUUAAACACACUACACAGAUUUUUUACAGCAAUCUGUAAUACAGUAGCCCUAAUACCCUUAAGAAUUAAGGUAUGAAAACUAUGGUAAUAAUUUGGAAAUAUUAAAAUCUAUUGAAAAGUACAUCAAAAUACAAGAAACAGAUGAAACUAAACUGCAUAAUCUUCAAAGAGGACUCUACCAUUUGCGCUUAAAAAAGGGGAAGAAGAUGUUUAUCAUUCUCGAAAUUACAUCAAAGAAAAAAUAAAAUGCAUAUAUUAUUAACUACUUCCAACAUUAUAAAGAGGCAUCUCAAAUCAUUCAUAAACUUCAAAAUAAUUUUAAUUGUUACUAUAUAAGAACAAUAAAAUUGCAAAAGGCUUAAGAGGCUUAUUUAAUUUGUAAACACCUAAAAUUGAAAAAUGAAUUUUAGUAAAAAUAGAAUUAAAUCAUAGAAAUAUAUCGAGCAGAGAGUUUCUAAUAAAUUAAUCUUGAAAUAGAGAAUAUAAUGAAAUUUAUUUUCUAAACUUAGCAAAUGAUCAGAAAUUUUAUGUCAAAAAUAAUUAACAAUUCAAAAGAUGUAAACUAAAUAUAUACAUUAAAUUUUGUAAAGAGUUUGAGGGAGAAAAAAGCGCUUGAGAUUACACUCAUAGAAAGAAUUUAAUUUAAUUAAAACAUUAAGUCCAUAUAGUAUUAACCAUCAAUGCUAGGGGCCAUUUUGGAAGACUAAAAUAAAAUUACAUAAGGAGUAGUACUUUACUUCAAUCGAAGAAUAAUAUUGUUCUUUCUCAACAACUUAUAAUAUAAUUAUCAAUAAGAGUUAGAGAAGGAACCUAAUAAAUUUGUAAAGAUAAUAAAUACUAAGGUCAAAAAUAUUGAAGCAGAAGCUGCUUAAUUUUAUAUUACAUUAUUACUCAAAAAUUAAACAAAGAAUGUGGCAAGGGAUAUAAAGAGUUUUUUAGAAUAAAAAACAACAGCUUGGGUUAGCAUUUUGAAGUUUUUAGAAGAAAAAAAAUGA
Molecule: messenger RNA, 1609 nt
Organism: Paramecium tetraurelia
Lineage: Eukaryota; Ciliophora; Oligohymenophorea; Peniculida; Parameciidae
Exons: 1
Source: RefSeq, a predicted model, not a curated record